AUUCCGUCCUGCACAUAUCUCGGGUUUAUUGUUGAAAAAAGUUUUUCAAACUGUUAACUACUACAACAGUUAACUUUUGUAGACCGACUGACCAUGAUCUCAAGGUGUGUACUUAGGAGAAGUGCAUUGUCACAGAUCAGAUUCAAUUCUACCAAGCCUUCUGGUUCUGAUGGUAAAAAUCCUAUUUUCUUGAGUGAAUUAUUAAAAAGAAUAGAUAGUGUUACAGCAAAUGUAAAGAAGCAGAAUGACGCAGCAAAAAGUAGAGCUAAUCGAAACCAUUCCAGCAACCAACCCAGUAAACAAUUCAGUGAUAGAUUUGAAAGUCAAUCUCAAAGACCAGUUCAUAAAAAGUUGGGUAAACAAUUCGAUAAAAAAAGCGAACCUUCAUCCAAACCAAUAUUUUCAAAAUCAUCAUCACCAUUACAAGAAAGAGUACAUCACCCUGACAAUAAUUUUAUUAGAUUCGCUAACCAUCCAUUAAGAGAAUAUAAGCCAAGAGGCGAUUUCUCUUCAAGACCUCAAAGUAAUUAUACGAGAGCUGAUUCUACUUCAAGACUUGAUGAACCAUCAAACCAGAGACCAUCAAGAUAUACAAGACCUCAAUUUGAUAAUGCAGCAAGAUCUGCAAGACCAGAAAGACCUACAAGAGCCGCAAGACCAAAAAGUGAUACUCCAAGAAAGCCUCGUGCAACAAAAUCAUCUGAUCGUGAAGCCUUUAAAAAACCAUCAGUCGCUGAACCAAUCGUUCAAAAGGGAUUACCAAAGCCUCAACCUCUAACUCCUUCUAUUAACGGUGAUACUUUCUUAUAUGGUAAAGUUCCAAGUGCAAAUCAUACAUUAAAUUCUAGAUUAAUCUCAUUAACUAAAGAAACUUUAAUUAAGUCAAAGUAUCCUUAUCUUGUAUCUCCAACAAUUUUAUCAUCGUUAGGUGAUGACUCAAAAAAUAAAUUCAUAGUUCAAAAAAAUUGGGAUUUAAAUAUUGAUGAAUCACGAUUCCAAAAGAGAUUUUCUGAGUUAGUUAAAGGUGAUGUUCAAGCUUUAAAAGUAGUUCAAACUUCUAACCAAGAACUUAAUGAUUUUACAGCUUCUGAAAUUAUGAAGAAUGCCAGCUUGUCUCACGAAAAGAAACAAUUGGUUUAUGAUGUUAUUAAUGGUGCUAAGUCCAUCAAAGAUUUGGUUGGUAAGGAUGCCGCUUGGUUAAAGCAAUAAUGUCACUAUAAAUAAUAUAUAUCAUGUACAUAAUUCUAAUA
Molecule: messenger RNA, 1250 nt
Organism: Scheffersomyces amazonensis
Lineage: Eukaryota; Fungi; Ascomycota; Pichiomycetes; Serinales; Debaryomycetaceae
Exons: 1
Coding region: 94-1209 (371 amino acids)
Source: RefSeq, a predicted model, not a curated record